Messenger RNA from Emys orbicularis (European pond turtle), 2193 nucleotides. RefSeq names its product ORC ubiquitin ligase 1 (gene OBI1). The record is from RefSeq and is a predicted model, not a curated record. Gene Ontology annotation, molecular function: ubiquitin-protein transferase activity. Bases 1 to 2193 code for a protein of 730 amino acids. Gene Ontology annotation, biological process: regulation of DNA replication; protein monoubiquitination. Lineage: Eukaryota; Metazoa; Chordata; Testudines; Emydidae. The transcript has 6 exons.
AUGGCUCAGAACGUUCAGAAUGUGACAUUGUCUCUGACGCUGCCCAUCACCUGCCACAUUUGCUUGGGAAAGGUCCGCCAUCCGGUCAUCUGUGUCAACAACCACGUGUUCUGCUCCAUUUGUAUUGAUGUAUGGUUGAAGAACAAUAGUCAGUGUCCGGCUUGUAGGAUUCCUAUCACCCCUGACAAUCCCUGCAAGGAGAUUAUAGGAGGAACAAGUGAAAGUGAGCCUAUAUUUAGUCCUACAGUCAGAAAACAUCUUCGUAAAACCAGACUUGAACUGCUCCACAAAGAAUAUGAGGAUGAAAUAGAAUCCUUGCAGAAAGAAGUGGAAGAGCUAAGAGGUAAAAACCUUAGCUUGGAAGCGCAGCUCAAAACGGUUCUGGAUCCUGGGGCCUUGGGUCUGUGUAACACACAUGAAGAAAGUCAUCAGUCUACAGAUGAGGCGAGCCGAGCUGGCCCAGAAACUGUAGAAGAAUGGACCAAGAAACUUAAAGCUGCUAAUGAUCUAUAUGAGAAAGUGAAAGAUGAUGUGGAAAAGUUAAAGGAGGCAAAUAAGAAACUGAGACUGGAAAAUGGUGGCCUUGUGAGAGAGAAUUUGCGACUGAAGGCUGAAGUUGAUAGUAGAUCACCUCAAAAGUUUGGUAGGUUUACGGCAGCUGCGCUUCAGUCCAAAGUAGAGCAGUGUGAACGUGAAACGAACCGUCUGAAAAAAGCACUGGAAAGAAGUGACAAGUACAUAGAAGAACUGGAGGGUCAGCUUACGCAGCUGAAAGGAUCAAGUGGAGAAACCCAAAAUGUGAGUACUGUUAGUGAGAGAGCACUUUUCACAGAUAAUAAAGGAAGUGAAAGCAGUGAAGAAGACAUUGCAUCAUUGAAAAGCCAAGUAGAAAGACUAGAGAAAAAGACUUUAACUACCAGCCAAAGUCCUGACAAUCUUGAGCAAUUGUCAGGUAAUGGACUCUUAGAUAGCGAUGGCGCUUGCUCAAACUCUGCUAGUCAAGACAGUUCAAAUGGGCCAGUCACACGCAGUCGUCCGACAAACAAAGAACUAUUUUCAGGGUGUCAGGAAGUUCUCCUGGAUAUAGCUGCUACAAAUAUGGAUGCCUGCUUAGAACCACAGUGGGAUAAAGGUGAGGAUUGUGCACCAUAUAAAGAUGAAGAACUUUAUGAGCUUCCAGCACCAUGUACACCUUCUUUGUCUCUCAGUUGCCUCCAGUUGAACACCCCUGAUAUCAAAGAGAGUCCUCUCGUAAAACAAGAGAGUACGGGGAAGCCAUCUGCCUUUCUAAGGAAACUGGAGUUUGAUGAUUUUUGUGACACUUCAGAUGAUUGCAACAAAGAUUCUCCAGAACAUAGUGCAAGCCCCUGCAACAGCCAGAAGAAGGUGACUUGUUUUACUUCAGCAAAGCCAGUGUUUUGGAAUAGCUGCUCAACAAACUAUGCUGAGAACUUAGAUUUUGAAGGUUCAGAGCAAAAUGCAAUUACUAGUCAUUCAGGAGAGCCAUCGGCAAAGUCCAGCGAUAAGCAUGAACUUCUUUUAUCUAAAAGAUUACAUACUAUCCGCUCUUCAGAAAUGAACCGCACAAGAACGUCCAGUGAAGCAUCCAUGGAUGCUGCUUACCUUGAUAAAAUUUCUGAGCUGGACUCCAUGAUGUCCGAAUCUGACAAUAGCAAGAGUCCCUACUACAACUUUAAGUCCUCUGAGCUUGAGAAUCCUUCAAAGUCAACACAGUGUUCUGAACUCCUGAAUGAAUCCGAUAAGAAGCUGGAAGAAAGGAACAAACAAAACAGUGUAAAAUGUCCUGAAUCAAGUGAGCAAUUGGUAGAUUGGAAACCUGCUACAUUUUCAAUCCUCUCUCCAUCUGGACUAGAGAUGAAUGAACACUUCCCAUUGUUUUCAGGCCAAAAUUCAGAAACUAGCGAAAUCAAACCUCAGAACUGUUUAUUUCAAAGAGAGUUUUCCCAAAGUUUUCUUUUCAGUAACUCGCAAAGGCUAUUUGAAGAACAAAAGUUGGGUUCCUCUAUUUUUAAGGUGUCAUCUGAGAUUCAUAAUCUUCACAACCAACUUCAGUCUCCUUGGGCUUCUUCCUUUAUUCCUGAAAAGAAACAUAAGAGUGUCAAUCAGUCGACCAAAAGAAAAAUUCAAAGCAGCCUUUCUAGUGCUAGUCCCUCAAAAACUACUAAAAACUAA